Pararge aegeria (speckled wood butterfly) is the source of this 3003-nucleotide messenger RNA. RefSeq names its product vacuolar protein sorting-associated protein 54 (gene scat). Gene Ontology annotation, molecular function: syntaxin binding. Lineage: Eukaryota; Metazoa; Arthropoda; Insecta; Lepidoptera; Nymphalidae. Gene Ontology annotation, biological process: Golgi to vacuole transport; retrograde transport, endosome to Golgi. Gene Ontology annotation, cellular component: GARP complex. The transcript has 3 exons. The record is from RefSeq and is a predicted model, not a curated record. Bases 311 to 2962 code for a protein of 883 amino acids.
AAAACCAAACGUGUGAAAUAACGAUUGAAUAGGCUUGCCUAAAUAUGAACAAUACUCAAGCAUAAAUUAUACGAUUUAAUAGGCUGUAUAGUUAGUGAUCUUUUCCUGAAGAGGACAAUUUAAAAAACAACCACAAAAAAACGAAUGUGUCAACUGUCAAAGUAAUGUGUAAUGUCACAACUUGCAAGACGUUUUGUACUAAAUUUCUAUCAUUAUCAUGUAUUUGUUCGUUCUUCACGUUAAUCUAAUAUUCAGGUGAUAUUUAACUGAUAAAUGUUACUUCCAUAAUAUUAACUAAGACAAAGAUGUUAUGGAGGACAAGCCUACCUCGAAUAAGACGCCGACAUGGCAAAACUGCAUCCAUUGCCCGAACCUGCUGUUCAACAGUGCGACGGAAUUUGAAAGGCACAUUCAUCAAAAGCACAGCAUUAAAGAGGGAUCUAUAGUACUGUGUCAAUAUGGACAAAAUGGCAUUUGUUCAGCAUUACAAUUUGGAGAUUUGAGAAAGGCAGGAUUUAAAUAUCAUGUAAGACAGUACCACCUUUAUAAAACAAGUGCCACAGAUGACUGGACAUUUUAUUCUUCUUCACAAAAUCUACCUGCUGUCUUAAAUGAUCCAAAUAGAGGCAAGCAAAGUAACUUUUUUACAAAAACAUGGGGUGAUGGAUUUAUUGAAAAAAUAGACAUUUAUCCUAGUCCAUAUCUGCCUGAAAUAACUCUAUUACACUUUGAGUCAUAUUGUAAAAAGGUUUCGAAAAGAUAUAGAAGACAUUGUCAGCUAAAAGAGAUUUUGCCAAUCAAAGUAAAAACACCUGAUAAUGAGACUGUUUGUGAAAUUCCUAGUAUUUUCUAUGAGCAGUCUCUAGCACUUAAUGAUCCUGAAAACUUUAGCAAAGUUUUCCCUGGUCUCUCAAAUUCGCAAGAUAUUAACUCUACAAUAAGAUCAUUGCAAGAAACUUUAAGUACAUACCUGGAUGUGGUUGAAAUGAAGAUAUCAAAACAGGUUGCUCAGAAAUCAGAUGCUUUUUUUCAUGCUAUGCUAUCUCACGACACUAUUAUGGAACAAAUGGCAAGAGCAGUAAAAACUGUAAAAAUUACAAGAAAAGAUAUUACAGAUGUAAAACAAAAUUUAACAGAAAAUCCUUUGAAACUUAUAAGUCUAACAAGGAUUAACCACAACCUCAAUAAUGUUCAUGAACUUUUGAAGUUAAUAGCUACGGUUCAGCAAACUCAACCUAUGAUUCAACUUCUUCUAAGUACAUCAGACUAUGUAGCUGCUCUUGAUUUAAUUAGUUCUACUCAAAAGGUUCUGUCUACACGCCUAUCUGGUGUUCAAGCUUUUCGACAUUUAUCUCCACAAUUAACAGAAAUGAAAAGGUUAAUUCAUAAGAUGUUAAACAAUGAAUUUUCACGGUUUAUUGUGACUGAUCUCAAUAGGCCCCUGAAAGACCUAUCUGAGUUGCCAGAUAGAGAUAAAAUUGUAUCAAUUGUGUCUGGUAUUUUACGUUUGAGAGAGUUUGAUUUCCUUGAUAUUUUUAAAACUGAGGCAAUGACAUCUAUUCAAGCAACAAUAAAACAAUGUCUAAUAGAAAUAAUAUCACAGAGAGAUGGCAGUACAGAAAUUGUUUUAAGGGGUUCCAAUGCUGAUACUUGGUUAUUAGGUAAUGAAGGAAUCGUAUUUCUACAGAAAGUCACACCAAACAUAAUGAAUUUAUUUAAAAGGAUCUUGUCUAUAUCAAAUUUGAUACUGGACAUAAGCCAAAUGAGUGACAUUACUGGAAAUGACAGUGAAGAAAUUUGGACACAAGAAGAACUAACAUUGAUUGAAGAAAAAAUAAAAAAACUGAUAGCCUCACUUUCCGACUACAGUAAUGAAAGGUGUGCCAACCUUAUCGUGACAAAGACUGAUAAAGAAUAUGCAUUAACAAAUUUAACCCAAUUGUCUAAAUUAUCAGAAUUAACAGAGAGAUUUUCAAGAGAGUGUGAACAAAUUACAGGACAUUACAGUAAUGCAAUGAAGCUGGCAUUGAGGAGUUUUGCUAUGAAAUAUAUUCAAAAUUUACAUUCUGAGAGAAGAUUCCAGCUCACUUCUGCUCUAAAUUCUGAAAGAUGGAAGAUCGCAGAAGUGCCAUAUGAACUGCAAAGUGUUAUAAACAAAAUAUGUGAAACUGGAUCAAUUCCCUUGAUGUUGUGUUAUGAAAGUGGCAAACCAGAUGGAAAAUAUUUAAUUAUAAACAAAGAAAACUAUGCUGUAGUUGCAUCUGUACAACUAUUAAUCAAAAUAUUAUUUGAAUACUGUGAUGCAAGUAAACAAUCUCCAGAUAUAGUUCAAUAUUUAGUGCAUUGCAUGUUGGAGCUUACCAGAUUGUAUAAUUCACGAUGUUGCCAGUUAGUUCUAGGGGCAGGUGCAAUACAAAGUGCAGGCUUAAAAACAAUUUCCACAUCCAAUCUUGCUUUGGUAUCUAGAUCACUGCAAGUUAUUUUAUGGCUUUUGCCUUUAAUAAUUAAAUUGUUAGAGAAAAUACACUCCAAAGAGCUCUCUCUCAAUGGUUUUAACAGCAUAGAAAAUGAUAUUGCUGGACAUAAAAAAGAAAUAGAACAUAAAAUUUGCAUAAUAGUGAGUAACAUGUUAAGUUCACAACUAGGUGGCUGGGAAGCAAAACCUCCAGUCCCUUCUCAAACAUUCCGCAAUAUAUCUAAACAUUUAGUUAAACUACAUGAAGCCCUAAUUGAUAUUUUGCCCUUAGAACAAAUUCGCAAUAUAUACAUGAAAGUGCAUGAUAACUUUAAAGACAAACUGCGAGAACAAUUAGUUAAAAUGAACAUAGUUGCAAAUGGUAGUCCUCAACAUGGUGUUGUGACAUCUGAAUUGACAUUCUACUUGCAGACUCUCAAAACACUAAGAGUUAUUAAUGAGCAUGAUACAGAAGAUAACAUAUUAUAUGACAUUUGGUUAAAUUAAUAAAAUCCUUUAUAUGUUGGUUGUCUAAAAACCAAAGAUUA